AUGGCUGCAGCCAGAGAGACUCGCCUAAGAGUCAUCGCGCUGUACAAGGAGCUACACCGUCUUGGCCGCGACUAUCCUGAUCCUGCGUACAACUUCCACAAGAAGCUGCGUGGACUUUUUGAGAAGAACCGCAACUUGACCGAUCCAGAGGAGAUCGAGAAAGCUAUUAAGAUGGGAGAGUACAUUCGCAAUGAAACUCUCGCCUUAUACUCUCUUCGCAAAUAUCGCCAUCUGAAGCGGAUGUAUCCCAACCCAUCCCCCACGGACCCGACACCAUAG
Molecule: messenger RNA, 279 nt
Organism: Dichomitus squalens LYAD-421 SS1
Lineage: Eukaryota; Fungi; Basidiomycota; Agaricomycetes; Polyporales; Polyporaceae
Exons: 4
Coding region: 1-279 (92 amino acids)
Biological process (GO): respiratory electron transport chain
Cellular component (GO): mitochondrion
Source: RefSeq, a predicted model, not a curated record